This is a messenger RNA of Rotaria sp. Silwood1, 1956 nucleotides long. NCBI's taxonomy places the organism in Eukaryota, Metazoa, Rotifera, Eurotatoria, Philodinida, Philodinidae. The record is from the annotation of a GenBank genome assembly.
AUGAUUAGUCCAACAACAGAUAAAUUACGAACUGCUGUCAUAGAUAUAACAUUUCUUCUUUUACAAAGACAACAUGUUCAUGAGAGUAUCAUAAAACAACAAUGUGACAAAUUCCAAUUGCCUGAAUUUCCAGAAGAGUUUCAAAAUCUAUUAACAACCAUCGAUAUUAUUAAUAUGUUACUUGAUAAAACUAAACAACAACAAUAUCUGAAACGAUUUUUGGAACAAUUAUAUAAUGUCAUGGAUCGAAAUUUCAAAAUCACUGACAAUGAUAUUCAAACUUCAAAUAAAUAUUUCGAUGCAUUUGCUGAUCUACAAUUAAUUAGUUUAAUGAAUGAACAUCCAUCAAUGAAUCAAUCGUUCGAUGAAUUCAUUUCUGCUUUACCAAAUGAAUCAACGUCUCAUUCAACAUUCUAUAAAAAUUAUCCAUUGCUAAUAAAUGUGCCAUACGAAUAUAUACGGAUUCGUGCUAUACUUUUGUCUCAAGUCAAUAUAUUUAUUGCAAUCACUAUAUCGACACUUGAUUUUAGUUUAUUACCAGGUCAAAGUAUUUUAGUAGAUUAUAUCAGAAUAGUUAAAAGUUAUUUAUUACGAAAGGUAAAAUUUAUGUGGCUCGAAGAAUCAUUAUCAAAAACUGAAUAUAGAACUGAUUCUGAUGUUCCUGAAGUUGAAUUUGAUACAAUUCAAGCUAGUAAUCAUGAUAACGAAGGAAAAAACACUAUGUUUAAUCAAGCAUUUGAACAAUUGCAUGAAAAUGCUCAUAACAUAUUUCGAUCAAGAGAUGAACGUUUGUGGCGGGUAAAAUAUCUUGAUAUGGAUAGUAUUGAUCAAGGUGGACCUUAUCGUGAUUCAAUAACAGCUAUGUGUUCGGAUAUAUGUAGUUCACAUUUACCAUUAUUUGUUUUAUGUCCAAAUGGACAAAAUAAUACUGGUCAAAAUCGUGAUUGUUGGAUUCCAAAUGUUUUUCCACCGAAUAAACCAAUUUCAAAUAAAUUUAAAAAACAAUAUCAAUUCAUAGGACAAUUGAUGGGCAUGGCUAUUCGUAAGAAACAUUAUUUCAAUGUAAAAUUUCCAAUUUUAUUAUGGAAAAAGUUAAUAGGCGAAGAAAUAACUAUGAAAGAUAUUGAAGAAAUUGAUAUACAAAGUUUUGCAAUUAUUAAAGAAAUGAAAAUUAAUCUUGAACAAAGUCAAUCAAUUGAUGGUGACAGUGAAAUUAAUUAUUUAUGUACCAGUAUCAUGAAUGAACUUCGAUUUGAUGUUAUUAGUUCAUCUGGACAAACUUAUGAACUCAUUCCUGGUGGUGAAAAUAUUCCUGUUACUCCAAGAAAUUUUUCAGAAUACUGUAAACGUUAUCGUGAAUAUCGAUUGAAUGAAUUUGGUCGACCAAUUGAAUAUAUUCGACAAGGUUUAUGUAGUAUUAUUCCAUAUGGUUGUUUGACAUUGUUUACGGCUAAUGAACUUGAAGAAGCUGUAUGUGGAAAAGGUGAAAUCGAUGUGGCACUAUUGAAACGAAAUACUGUUUAUCUUGGUGAUUAUAAUGAAAAUUCUCCACAUAUUCAACAAUUUUGGACUAUUAUCAAUGAAAUGUUCGAUGAAUCACAAAAGAAAUUAUUUCUAAUAUUUGUUUGGGGAAGAAGUACAUUGCCAAUACUCGAUAAAGAUUUUAAAUCAAAAUUUAAAAUUCAAACAAUUUCUCAUGAUGAUAAUCAUCAGAUAGAUCAAAUGCUUCCAAGAGCACAUACAUGUUUCUUCACUCUUGAUUUACCUGAAUAUUCAACAACUGACAUAAUGUACGAGCGUUUGAACUAUGCUAUAACAAAUUGUUCGAGUAUUGAUGGCGAUGUUGCGAUAGAUAACGUAUCGAAUCCAACACAUUCAAAUGACGAUCCACUUUUUGUUGGACAGUUACCAACAUCUCUAGCAACACUUAUCGGAGGAAAUUCUCUCUUUAACUAA